Messenger RNA from Guillardia theta CCMP2712, 330 nucleotides. RefSeq lists its product as hypothetical. The transcript has 2 exons. Lineage: Eukaryota; Cryptophyceae; Pyrenomonadales; Geminigeraceae. The annotation marks the transcript as partial. The record is from RefSeq and is a predicted model, not a curated record. Gene Ontology annotation, molecular function: calcium ion binding.
AUGCCUUCUGUCCGGAAGGUCGUUGACAAGAUUAACAAGGCUUGUGUCGAGCACAAUGGCAAGCUGAAGUUCGUGGAAUUCCUGGCCGUAGUGAUCGAGAAGCGCCUGGAGAAGGUGGACAUUUUGAAUCCAAUGCAGAACGAAGAGCUGCAAGAAAUCUUUGACAUGAUCGAUGUCGACCAUGAUGGCUCCAUCACCCGCGACGAGCUGGUCAAGGUGGCAAGUGGCUCGGGAUCAGGGAUCGACGAGAAAGAAGUUCUAGAGCUGUUCAGCUUGUUUGACACCAAUGGCGACGGGGUCGUGAACUUCGACGAGUUCAAGGCCCUCAUG